This is a messenger RNA of Aureobasidium musti, 1689 nucleotides long. The record is from the annotation of a GenBank genome assembly. Lineage: Eukaryota; Fungi; Ascomycota; Dothideomycetes; Dothideales; Saccotheciaceae.
AUGCCCGACGACACAGAAGAUGCCAACAAUGCACUUCUUCGAGGUCUCGUGCUCUGCAGCACCUCGCUAUCGCAGGAUCAAAGAGACAAGCUCAAUGAUCUUGCAAGAAGCAUGGGUGCCGUCCACCGCCUCGACCUGACCGCCGACGUGACACAUUUGAUAGUCGGUAACAUCGACACGCCCAAAUGCAGACAUACCGCAAAAGAAAGACCAGACAUAUACGUUCUCAAGCCCGAGNAAUGGAUUCAUGCCAUACGAAAAGCCUACAUGGAAGAUCAAGACAUCGACGUCGAUGCAUUAGUCCAAGAACACCGCCUUCCUGUCUUUUACAACUUGCACAUAUCUGUCACAGGCUUCGAAGACAGUAUGCGUCCUGCCAAAUGCUCCCAUCCUUCGUCUUCUAACAUUAUGCGCANNGUUGAAGAGAGACAGAACAUCAUCGAAAAGAUCAGAAACAAUGGCGCCCAUUACCAUGGAGACCUUACCAGAGAAGUCACCCAUCUGAUUGUCGCCAAACCCAAGGGCGCAAAAUACGAACGUGCACAGUCUUGGAACAUCAAAACUAUUUCUCUAAAAUGGCUUGAAGAAAGUCUUGACAGAGGCAUGGCUGUCGAUGAGUCAUUAUAUCAUCCGUUGAUGUCCCUCGAGGAUCAGGGCCAAGACGCCUUCGUACGUGAUUACCAGCGGCCUCCUGUGCUUGGANAAAGACAGCGUGAAGAACCCACUGUCGCGCCAAAAGAAGAGGCUGGUAAGCGGAAGAUGCGACGCACUGCAAGUGCAAAACUGGCAGACCACAGUCAAAACAUGAUGACUAGUUUCUUGUCGCUUGGAGGUGAAGAGUCAUCCGAAGUCGCAAAUGACCAGUGGACAGACAACCAACAAAUUACGACGCCGCCACGAAGUGCCACUCCUCCCCAGCGGACUGUCAACAUAUCUCGACAUCCUUCUUGGGAAAUGGGACCUGCACCUCAUGAAGAAGAGCCAGGACUCUUUUCAGGCAUGUCAUGUCUUGUUCACGGUCAUGACGAGAAGAAGGUGAGUUGCGAUGCGUGCCUAUGGUUCAUGAGACUAACCUUGGCAAAUAGGNCAACCAAGAUCGAAGACAUCAUAAUUUCGAACGGAGGCCAGGUCACGCGUUCUGCUGACGCUCUGCGCGCAGCUCAGAGUAGUGCUUCAGAUCAAUGCAGAGUCCUCAUACUACCAAGUGAGUGGACGUCGACUAACAAGGGCUCAAUACCCGAGGUUCCUCCUGGAACAUGGCUUGCGACGGAGUGGUGGCUGGAAAGAUGUAUCAAGCACAAGGCAAUCGUUGAUCCCGAUGAUGAUAUACUCAGUCAACCGCACCUUAAUCUGCCAAUCGAUGGUCUCAAGAUAGCGACCUCUGGAAUGGGCCAUGAUGUGUUACACAUAUCAAAGGUGGUCAAGCUUGCAGGCGCAUCAUACGACGAAGUAUUGCUACCGAGGACAUCUAUCCUAGUAGUUCCUGAUAGCGCGACAAAUUCGGACAAGAUAUCGUACGCUGCGAAGUACAAGAUUCCUGUCGUCUCAGAUACGUGGCUUUACGCUAGUCUGCAACAUGUACGAAACAUGCCAUUGUCCGGUUAUGUGGUGGCUAGAGGGCCAAAGCAGAUGCUUGACCGUCAUCCUUCUCGGGAAGCGAACGUUGCCCCUCCACAGGACAAGAGGUAG